AUGCUCAAAAGAAAUGUCCUUGGGUGCAAAAUCAGCAGUGUUGAUUUGCCAAUCGAUCGUCUACUCUGGCCAGCAAUGAAAAUAGCAGAUGACCCCGAGAUUACAGCAAGUUCAAUUAAGAGCAAGUUGUUGAACAGUAUUAUCGUAUCAGUUGGUAGACAUGGCAAGUAUUUUUGGAUGCGGUUGAAGCAGCCAAAGAUGGAACACACCCAAGUGUUAUUAAUGCACCUUGGAAUGACUGGUCGGAUCAAACUAUGCAAUGUCGAAUCUGAACUUGUCUUUAUGGAAAAUGGUGGCGAUAAAAAAUUACUCGAAGAAGAGCUAGCCAAAGAGAAAGACAAGAAUGUGGUCACUAGUUCGAGAGUUAAAAUGGCCAUGGAAGUGGGACAGAAACAAGGAGUACAGAGAGGGAAUACGGAAGUUAAGAUCGAGCUGGAAGGAGAAACAUCUUCUUGGCCGCCCAAGUUUACAAAGCUUGAGAUGACUUUGCGGCAAGACUCUGACCAUGGAAAUGAAGAAUUUUGGGCUUUUGUUGAUCCAAGACGUCUUGGUAGAAUUAGACUUCUCGAAGGAGAAGAAAUUCAAACAGACGAAGGAUUGUUGAAAACACCACCUUUAGAUUUGCAAGGACCCGACUACAGCAAACCACCCACUAGAUGUCUUUCAGACCCAUCCAGUGCUGUUUUUGUAAGCGGUGAUCCCGACCCUGAUCACCAUGGUAGGCCGCGUCCUAGUUUAGAAGAAUUUUCUCAAGUGGUGCUCAAGUCUAAAAAGACGAUCAAGUCAAUGCUACUUGAUCAAGCACGGUUUGCCGGUGUUGGAAAUUGGGUAGCUGACGAAGUUUUAUUUCAUGCUAAAUUACACCCCGAAGAAGUGUUGCCUUUAAAGAUUAAGUUAGACUCCCCAGUCUUGUACACAUUGUACAAGUCUUUGAUACAUGUAUGCGAGACAUCAGUUGCCUUAGAAGGAAGUGCGAGAAGAUUUCCAGAAAAUUGGUUAAUGCGUCAUAGAUGGGGUAAAGGAAGAAAAAGAGAUGGACCGCACCAAACAGCUGAAGGUAUCUUGUUGGAUCAUAUAACGGUUGGGGGUCGUACUAGUUGCUACGCCCCAAGUGUACAGAAACUUUUAAAGCCAGAACCAGGUGUUAAUAAAGUUCAGGAGAAACCACAAAAGGGAACUAAAACAAAUGGGGAUGGUGUUAGUAUUACAAGGACGAACAAAGUAAAACGUAGGCUUGAGCAGCAAGAUGAACGUAAGGUCAAGGACAAAGACAAAGACAAAGACAAGGGAGGAGUUGAAGUUAAAGAUAAAGACGAAAUUGAAGAUAAAGAUGAGAUAAAAGAAGAAGUAGAAGUAGAAGAAGAAGAAGCAGAACAACAACAACAGCAACGAGAUCUAGAGACAAAUGUUAUAAAAACCAAUAAGAGGAUAAAGAUAGAAAAAGUAGAACCAAAGACAAAUGUUGUUCGCAAUGGCAUCAGAAAAUCCGCCAGGUUAAGAUCGAGAUUAAAGCCAACAAUAGACUAA
Messenger RNA from Lodderomyces elongisporus, 1527 nucleotides. It is a transcript of the gene FPG1, whose product is annotated as Fpg1p. Gene Ontology annotation, cellular component: nucleus. The record is from RefSeq and is a predicted model, not a curated record. Gene Ontology annotation, biological process: base-excision repair. NCBI's taxonomy places the organism in Eukaryota, Fungi, Ascomycota, Pichiomycetes, Serinales, Debaryomycetaceae. Bases 1 to 1527 code for a protein of 508 amino acids. The transcript has a single exon. Gene Ontology annotation, molecular function: zinc ion binding; DNA N-glycosylase activity; DNA-(apurinic or apyrimidinic site) endonuclease activity.